Molecule: messenger RNA, 1077 nt
Organism: Rhinolophus ferrumequinum (greater horseshoe bat)
Lineage: Eukaryota; Metazoa; Chordata; Mammalia; Chiroptera; Rhinolophidae
Gene: C1QA
Product: complement C1q A chain
Exons: 3
Coding region: 161-898 (245 amino acids)
Molecular function (GO): protein binding
Source: RefSeq, a predicted model, not a curated record
GGGGCAAUGCCAGGGGCAGGUCCACAGAAGGAAAAGGGGAAGUAGGAAGGGAUGUGAAACUUGGCUGCUGGCGGUCACCGCCCUGCUGAGUGUCCCACAGGGGUCCCUGGGUGGACGGCAGGAGCGUCCAGUCGAGUUGACCACGGGAGCCAGUGGCAUCAUGGAAACCCUAUGGGGCUGGCUGGUGUUCGGUGCACUGGCCUUGUCCCUGGCCUCGGCAGCGACCCAGGACGUGUGCCGAGCACCAGAUGGGAGAGGAGGGGCUGCAGGAACACCUGGCCGACCUGGGAGACCAGGCCUCAAGGGGGAGCGAGGGGACCCAGGGGCCCCUGGCAUCCGGACAGGCAUCCGAGGCAUUAAAGGAGACGAGGGGGACCCUGGGCCCCCUGGAAACCCUGGUAAAAUGGGCUACCCAGGGCCCACUGGCCCCAUGGGUGCCCCUGGUAUCCCAGGAUUGAAGGGCACCAAAGGCAACCCGGGAGACAUCAAUAACCAACCGCGGCCAGCCUUUUCGGCUGUGAGGCGGAACCCACCCACGGGCGGCAAUGUGGUCAUCUUCGACCUGGUCAUCACCAACGAGGAAGGCCGGUACCAGAGCAACUCAGGUCGAUUCGUCUGCGCUGUGCCAGGCUACUACUACUUCACCUUCCAGGUGGUGUCCAAGUGGGACAUCUGCCUGUCCAUCAUGUCCUCUAGGAAGGGCCAUUUGCCAUUCUCCUUGGGCUUCUGUGACCUCAACAGCAAAGGAACCUUCCAGGUGUUAUCUGGGAGCACAGUGCUCCAGCUCCAGCAAGGAGACCAGGUGUGGAUCGAAAAAGACCCCGCGAAGGGCCGCAUUUACCAGGGUUCAGAGGCGGACAGUGUCUUCAGCGGCUUCCUCAUCUUUCCGUCCACCUGAACCAGGGAAGGACCCCCUCCCAGCCGUAGCCCCCUCUGCUUCCUGCCGAGUGAUACGGCCCCACUCACACCGCCUCUCUGUGUCUAUGCUCUGCUCUGUCAAGUGGGGCAGCUGUUGUUUUAGCUGAAGGGAGACCGUUUGUUAGAACUCUUCCUGAAAUAAAUACCUGAGUCCAUGUC